This is a messenger RNA of Tuber aestivum (summer truffle), 3376 nucleotides long. NCBI's taxonomy places the organism in Eukaryota, Fungi, Ascomycota, Pezizomycetes, Pezizales, Tuberaceae. The record is from the annotation of a GenBank genome assembly.
GGGAUCAAGAGGGCUGCGACAGGCCAAACAGGAGACCCUCCAACAACAACCCGACGCCAGGAAUUACGGAACAGCUAUAGAACAACAUGCGGCUAGAUGUGAAGGUAAAACUCCUCCUUAUUGUUUAUCGGGCCCCAGAAAAAUAGGAAAAUAUAUAUAAAAAAAACAUCCUCAUUAUACUGGGAGUGGCAGACAAGUAGAGUGGGGGGGGGGGCAGCAUUAAGGAGUCAGGGCUGAUGAACAUGACUGUCAAGAGACAACUUUUCGCCCGCUCCGACAGAGUGAAGGGGAUUGAUUUCCAUCCCACAGAGCCUUGGAUUCUAAGCACUUUAUACAGCGGUAAGCUCUAACUUGACGUUCUAGUAAAUACUGCUGAUAAUUCGAUCUCUUCUAGGUCAUGUCAAUAUCUGGUCUCAUGAGACCCAGACUUUGGUAAAAACAUUCGAGGUUACAGAUGUCCCAGUCAGGGCCGGCCGAUUUGUUGCCCGAAAGAACUGGUUUGUGGUGGGGUCUGAUGAUUUCCACCUCCGAGUCUUUAAUUACAAUACCUCGGAGAAGAUUGCUGCAUUCGAGGCUCAUCCAGAUUACAUCCGUUCUAUCGUCGUACAUCCUACCCAGCCAUUUGUGCUCACCGCUAGUGAUGAUAUGACCAUCAAGCUAUGGGAUUGGGAGAAAGGAUGGAAAUGUGUACAAACAUUUGAAGGGCAUGCGCACUAUGUCAUGAGUUUGGCAAUCAACCCAAAAGAUACCAACACCUUUGCAAGUGCAUGCUUGGAUAGAACCGUUAAGAUUUGGAGUUUGGGCGGCGGUGGAAAUGCUAAUUUUACGCUGGAAGCCCAUGAGACGAAAGGUGUCAACCAUGUCGACUACUACCCAGCAGCCGAUAAGCCAUACAUCUUGACCACCUCCGAUGACCGAACCAUCAAAGUUUGGGACUAUACCACAAAAUCUCUUAUCGCCACAUUGGAAGGACACACAUCUAAUGUGUCAUUUGCUUGUUUCCACCCCGAACUACCGGUUAUUGUUUCAGGUUCGGAGGAUGGAACUGUCAAGAUUUGGCAUGCCAACACCUAUCGUCUCGAGCAGACAUUAAACUAUGGCCUUGAGAGAGCGUGGUGUGUUUCGUCACAGAAAGGGAAGAACGCUAUCGCGAUGGGAUUCGAUGAAGGGUGUGUUGUGGUGAAAAUGGGAAGAGAGGAACCUGCAGUCAGCAUGGACACGGGGGGGAAGAUAGUGUGGGCUAGGCAUAGUGAGGUCCUGACGGCCGUUAUUAAACCAAGCGGUAUGGGGUUCUUCAAUGAUUGUUUCUGUCCAUUCGCAUACUGACUUUCCAUGUUAGACGUGUCAGCCAAAGAUGGUGAACCUCUUUCACUUCCCUCCAAAGAUCUAGGCUCCUGCGAGAUCUACCCUCAAUCGCUCCUGCAUUCCCCUAACGGUCGUUUUGUUUCUGUUUGCGGUGACGGUGAAUAUAUUAUUUACACUGCUCUUGCAUGGAGAAACAAAGCCUUUGGACAGGCAUUGGAUUUUGUUUGGGGUUCCAGGGAAAACAGCAAUGAUUACGCAAUCCGCGAGAGUCAGACGAGUGUGAAACUGUUCAAAAACUUUAAAGAAAAGCCCGGAGGAUUGGACGUGGGCUUUCCCGCCGAUGGGCUGAUUGGCGGUGUCCUGUUGGCUGUUAGAGGGCAGGGAUCAGUUGGACUCUUUGACUGGGAAACUGGUGGGCUUGUCCGAAGGAUUGAUGUUGUCCCACAGAAUGUAUUCUGGUCGGAUAGUGGUGAACUUGUUGUACUUGCAUGCGAGGAUGCAUUCUACGUUCUUCGGUUCGACAGGGACGAGUACGUUGCUGCUGUGCAAAAUGGGACUGUUGAAGAGGAUGGCGUUGAGGCCGCCUUCGAAGUCAUCACGGAUAUCAAUGAAACGGUCCGCACUGGUGAGUGGGUCGGUGACUGCUUUAUUUACACCAACUCGACAAACCGCCUGAACUACCUCGUUGGCGAUCAAACUUACACCAUCUCUCACUUCGAUCACCCUAUGUACCUCCUUGGAUAUCUUCCGCGCGAUGGUCGCAUCUACCUUGCUGAUAAGGAUGUUAAUGUUCUUUCCUAUGCCUUGUCACUCAGAGUGGUAGAGUACCAGACCGUAGUUCUGCGCGGCGAUAUGGAAGCUGCUGCUGAGAUUCUAGGUGAUAUCCCAGAAGACCAGAAGAAUAAGAUUGCUAGGUUCUUGGAGGGGCAGGGUCAUAAAGACUUGGCAUUGGAGAUUGCCACAGAUCCCGAACAUCGGUUUGACUUAUCACUAUCGCUUGGAAACCUCGAUACAGCCCUAGAAAUUGCUAGAGAGGCUAAUGCAGAACAUAAAUGGAAGACUGUGGGUGACACGGCGCUACUUGCGUGGGAUUUAAUCCUUGCGGAGGAGUGCUUCAGGAAUGCCAAAGACAUUGGGUCACUACUUCUCUUGCGCACUGCAACCGGCAACCAAGAGGGUCUGAAAGAACUCGCAGGCUCUGCUAUCCUUACCGGAGCCAACAACAUUGCUUUCGCGGCACUGUGGCAAACAGGAGAUAUCGAGGAAUGCACCGAACUAUUGGUAAAAACGGCCAGAAUUCCGGAAGCAGCUCUCUUUACUCAAACCUAUAAACCAUCAUUAACAACGGAAGUGGUGCGCAAAUGGAAAGAGAGUCUCAAGGAAAACAAAAAGGGAAAGCUCUCCGAAGCUAUUGGAGUUCCGGACGAGGAUGAGGAAUUGUUUCCGGAGUGGGAUGAAUAUUUGAGACUGGAAGGGGAGGGCGGAGGAGAUUUGAUCGAUGUUGGUGAGACGGAGGGCGGGGAAGCAGAGCAUUAGAUUUUUUGUGGCUGGUAUCUUUACAAAAUGUUUUUUCUUUUUUUUCUUCUGUAUUAGUUUUGAAAAAAAAAGUGGAAGCAGUUGAUCGGAUGUCCCUAAGAUACCGGUACGGACUGCACGAACCUUGCUUACCCUUCGACACCUACCGUACCGCAGCAGCAACCACGACUCCGCUGGAAAACCAGCCUACCGACUCCACCACAGAUACAGCACCAUAUCCAACCACAUUAAUUGGUUGAUGGCAAUAUCUUGGGGCCGAUUGCUUGUAUUUCUUACCGUAUGAUAUGAGUAUGAUAUUUACAGCAACACCGAAAGGCGGGUUCAGGGUUACCAGUGCGAGGAAGGAUAGGUUUACUGGAUUGCGGUUGCGUUUUAUGGGUGUCUUGGCACUCAAUAACCCUUGUAUAUAGACAAGCUCUUUCCCUUCCCGUCCUAAGUUACUCGAGUAGAAAAGAGAGUAACACACACCACCACCCCCAUAGGGGGAGGAUAAGCACCUCACAACAACAAGCAAUUAAACAACAUUCCCUUUCCA